Molecule: messenger RNA, 1911 nt
Organism: Pseudomassariella vexata
Lineage: Eukaryota; Fungi; Ascomycota; Sordariomycetes; Amphisphaeriales; Pseudomassariaceae
Product: Mif2/CENP-C like-domain-containing protein
Exons: 4
Coding region: 1-1911 (636 amino acids)
Biological process (GO): spindle attachment to meiosis I kinetochore; kinetochore assembly; attachment of mitotic spindle microtubules to kinetochore
Cellular component (GO): kinetochore
Molecular function (GO): centromeric DNA binding
Source: RefSeq, a predicted model, not a curated record
AUGGCACCCGUGCGACAGGCGCAGCGCCGCAACCCGUCGUCGCAAGGCGAUCAUGUCUACGCCCUAGGGAAGGUUGGAAGGAGAACUGGUGUGACCCUGGAGGAUACUGGCGUGCGCGACGAGUAUGGCAUGGGCCCAGCCGACGGCUUGUUUUCUUCGCCAGAAAAGGAAACCAAUGGAUGGAAUCAGACGGCGUCCGACGACGAGCAGGACAUGGAUAUUGACGAAAGUUCUCAAGUAAUGGGCCCCCAGACUAUAGCCAAGCUACGACGAGAACGGCUUUCUAUCCCACGCGCGCGCUCACCAAUGAAGACGAACCUCAAUUCGCCGGCUAUACAUAACCUACGUCUCGCGCCCUCGUCUUCGCCAACCCGAGGCUCUAUCGUCCAUGAACCCGAAGCUCAUCGAGCCACGUCGGUUAAGCGCCGCCUCGACUUCUCUGCGGAUCAGCAGAUGAAGCCUCCUAUGAAUGGAUAUUCGAAAACUGUCGGCUCCAAAUCUCAAAAUGGCAGGGUGGUCAAUGGACAUGACGAGGAGGACUCGGACGACGAUGAGGUUCUACAAGGGCGUAGCGCAAACCCACCAGAGGUGGAGGAAGAAGAUGAGGAGGAGGAGGAGGAAGAGGAAUCUAUGCAAGUUCUGGAUCCAGGCGGCGACGAUGAGGAUGUCGAGCCUCCCGUGCAAGAUGACGAGCCAUCUGUGGAAAUGGAAGCCGAAGAGUCAGAAGCGGAGGAGGAGGAAGAGGAGGAAGUCAAGCAGCCCAGAAAGAGGAGUCGCAAGCCCAAAGCAAAGGAGGUGGAAAUCUCAGCUGUCGAGAGAGCUACGCCAGAACCCGAUGAGGUUGAGGACGAAGAGCCGGUGACAAAAAAGCGAGGCCGAUCGGCAAAGAAUGCAUCAAAGGAGGUACCGGAACCUACCUCCGAAUCUUCGAAACAUCGACCAUCUCGAAGGAGUUCGUUGAGUGAAGAUAACGAUGUAUCUGAGGAAAGGGAGGCAAAACGACCGCGUACCGAAAAAAAACCCAAAGCGAGCAAGGUCGCGGCAUCGAAAGCACCAGCUACGAAGGGCAAACCAGGGCGCAAGCGUAAAUCAUCUGCUAUUGGAGUCGACUCCCCACAAGUCCAACGUGGUCCUCCGCCACCGAGGGCGCGAGGGCUCGUCUCUUUGAAAGCAGAUCGAGCUGCUACGAAAACAACACGUUCUGGAAGAGUUUCAUUCCAACCUUUGCAGUUCUGGAAGGGCGAGCGUGUCGAGUACGACACCGAAAACGAGGAGACUAUCGAAGACAAGGGCCGUUGCCGUCAUAUCAAGAUUGGCGCUAGUAUCAAGGAGAUUCGCCGUAUUGAGGAGGAAGAGGCGUCCAAUAAACCCAAGAAACGCCGAGGCAAACCAGCUAGCGGCCGGUCGCGACGACGUGUUUCUGAAGCGGACGAGGAUGACGAAGAUCGAGAGGACUGGGAGAUUGACCCUGGACAGGUAGCAGGCGAAGUCAUAUACUGGCGUCGGGAACAUGAACUCAACCCGCCACAAGAAGAGGAUCAAGUCGAGGUUGAGGAUCAAGAGCUCGCCAUUUCGCAUAACGCGGUCCAGAUGAAGGACAUCAAGGACGCAACUUUCCGAUUUGCCAAGACUUUGACCAUGCCCUUUUUUGGGACUGGUAUCGUCGACUUGCCGCCUCACUCGGAGAAACGGCCAAAGAAUGCUCGGAAGAUGCAGAUGGUCUUCUUCGUGCAUUAUGGCAGUGUUGUGGUUACCAUCGCCCAAACUGUAUUUCGAAUUACGAAAGGAGGUCAUUGGUUCGUGCCAAGAGGAAAUCACUACAGCAUUGAGAACGAUCGAGACCGACCAGCAAGAAUCUUCUUCGCCCAGGGGUGCGAGCUACUGGUGCCCGCAGAGAGUCAGGAGAUGUAG